CGUACAUACAUACGUGACCACACGACUUUCCCCUCCCUGUCCAGCAGCAUCUGCUCGUCUGUCUCGCAAUAAUUUUGCAAUAUAUAAAUUUCGCAAUAAUAUAAACAUAUUUAGCUAAAUACAAUGUCGAUCAUAGCGGAAUCUUCCAUUUGCAUUGUUUCUUUGGACUAUGCCGCCCUUCCUGCCACGGUGGCGGAUCCACUGCCCGCCUCCGCCGCGUGGUGGUCAGUGCAGAUCGACGGGCUGGAAACGGUCAUUAUGAAGAACGCUAUGAAAAGUGAGUACCCUGAAUUGAAGGACAAUGCUCACCACCGAUUAGUCUUCUACAGUCCGGAGGAAGAGGCAUACUUCCCCAUCAUAAAUAUCGUUUCCAAGACGACGCAGUAUCUCAACGCUGUGGCCAACUUGGGAUAUCGCCUCACCACCUCGACCAUCUUCCAAGACAUCAACUCUGGCGUGGUUCACUAUCAAUACUGCCUCCAAAAGUGAACCAUUUGAAGAUUCCACGCAAUAAUAAAAUGUACUUCCUGCAUGAAUGCGAAAAAAAACAUUUCAAAAUGAUGCAUAUCACUAAAAAAAGAAGAAGAGGAAACGAAUACAUAUCAAAAUUGUGAAGUAGUAAACUAGACCAGAUGUAAAAUUAUGUACAUAAAUCAGUAUUGAGCACUUACAUAUCUUAGAAAAUCCAUGUGAAAAUUAAUUAUUACGUAUGUUAAAUCUCUAUACCGAUUAAAAAAAUUUCACAAGUUAAGUAAUUAUUUAAGUGUUUCAUAAGUAUGCUGUGUUAUAUAAAAAUGAUGCUCUCCCUGCAGAAAAGAGAGAUGAAAUUGGUUACAUGGGUAUGAUGAAAUUUUCUCCAAAAGUUUAAAUUUUAAAAAUGUACAUAUGUAUCUGAUUUAAUUAUAUUGGAGAGUUAAAAUUGUGUAUGUUUGAUUGUAUGUAUUUGGAGAAAAGGCUUGUUUUUUCUACAUAUUAACAUUUUUUCAUUGUAUCCCGAAAUAAUAGAUACUUGUAAACAAGUAUGGGAAAAUUCUCACACGUCACCCAAAUAAAAUUUAAGAUUGCAAAUG
Folsomia candida is the source of this 1070-nucleotide messenger RNA. RefSeq lists its product as uncharacterized. The transcript is spliced from 3 exons. The coding region runs from base 124 to 489 and encodes 121 amino acids. The record is from RefSeq and is a predicted model, not a curated record. NCBI's taxonomy places the organism in Eukaryota, Metazoa, Arthropoda, Collembola, Entomobryomorpha, Isotomidae.